Molecule: messenger RNA, 1354 nt
Organism: Strongylocentrotus purpuratus (purple sea urchin)
Lineage: Eukaryota; Metazoa; Echinodermata; Echinoidea; Camarodonta; Strongylocentrotidae
Product: cytochrome b5
Exons: 5
Coding region: 382-699 (105 amino acids)
Cellular component (GO): intracellular membrane-bounded organelle; membrane
Molecular function (GO): heme binding
Source: RefSeq, a predicted model, not a curated record
AACCAAUAAUUGUUCACCAAGGAGGAAUGCAUUGUAUGCAUUCACAACUAGCCAUUCUAUUGUUGAAUCCCCUGCAUGUAACCUUCUGUGGACCGCACGCUGUAUGUAUCGUACCAAGAUCUCUACUGAAAAAAUGCUGCGGUCUCGUCUGGAAUUAUAUAAUAAUUUAUCAAGCAACCACUUUUGUCUGAACAUAUUUCAUGCAACCGCUUAUUAUAUCUUAGCAUAUUCGUGAUUGGCUGACGACGAUGUGACACACAAGGAAGACACGACGACAUUAUGUUUAUUUAUCACCCAGAACCUCACUCGAAAGGAUUAUACUUUACAUAAAGGAUCAUUUUGUAGACCUUAUAUUUUGUUGGUCAGCGAAAUUUUUAUGCAAUGGCGACUGAGGAAACUGGAUCAUUUGCGUCGGGUCCAAACAACAAUAAAGUUGAUGACAUCAGACAGUUUUCAAUGAAGGAAGUCGCUCUGCAUUCCGAUCACCAUUCAUGUUGGCUGGUCAUCAAAGACUUCGUUUACGAUGUAACGUCUUUCGUUUCAGAGCAUCCUGGAGGAUGGGAGAUGAUCAUGGAGAGAGCAGGUACUGACGCAACUAAUCCAUUCGAGGGCAAAGGCCACUCAGACGAUGCACUAAAGCUGCUUGCCGGGUUCAAGAUCGGUCAGUUAAUAAGGAGUGAACGUCUGGAGAAAGGAUAACGAAGUAACAAGAGGAUAGAUUUCUUGCUGUUUUUAUGCAAUAAUGGUGUCUUUUUACACAAAAGUCUAUAUAUUAUUAUAUAUUUAUUCAUAUUAUCAUUGAGGAUACGUGUAAAUAAAUCGGAUGGCAGCUUUUUGUAGAUCACAUUUUAUGGCAGCUCUAAUAAUGAAUAUUAUAUGGGAAUCUGCGUGUCCAAAUUGAAUUAACACUUUGUAUUAUAACGUAUUCAGGGUACAAUGAAUUUGUAAAUACAAAUCCUUGAUUUUUAUUAUAUUAUGUAUAUGAGGCUAUAGGUGAUAUAAUUAUGUGUGGAUUUGUUUGCCUGGAAGUACUUUGUAUAAUGGAAUUCAGAAAGAAAAAUAGUUUUGUGAAUAAUGCUGGUAUUUUCUUCUCUCAGUCUUUCAGUGUUGCAAUUAAUUGAAAUAUAUUGAAAGGGUAUUUUUUUUGUUUAUAUAUCAGGGCCCCGCGCGUCUUAUGAAGAGUAAUUGUGAUUGAUCCAAAUCAAUCGCAAGUCCUCUAUCUUCUAUCUCGUAUAUACAUACAUGUAGUUGCGAUCAAUCGCAAGUGUUUAUAAGACGGGGCCCAGGAGGAUUAUAACAAAAUAUAGGCCUACAUUGAACACGCCCUAGUGAUCUUUAGUUACGAGGCCGAAAA